AAUGGUGAAAGGAGGAAAACGCUACUAUGGUAUGGAGAAGGACGGCCAGUGGUUUGUCCAUCCACACGGUUCAAAGUUAACAUCUCGUGAAGUCUGUACAACCACUGGAGCUAUGCUGAGUGAGGCUAAGACAUUGUUGCCUGAGGAUCGGCAUGUGAAGCGCUAUCCUAAAUGGAAAAUUGACCAGCGAUCCAGGGAGGAUUAUCCAUUAUCAUGUCAUGACAAUAAGAACACCUUAAAAAGUAGCAUCACAAUCUUCUCUAAUGGUGUGGGGCGAAGAAAAUACCCCGAUGAUCAUAUUCAGACCACAACUCAGAUCAGUUUGGCCCACGAAUCAGCUGAAGAGCCUAUAUCUAGGUUUUUUGCAAUUCAACCUGACUUUACUUCAGUGGAGGUCUUGAGUGUACCGACCAAGAACAGGAGGUUCCCUCAAAACCACAAACUGAGGUCAGAAAGGGCCUUUGAUGAGACAAGGGAGCAGUUAAUGUGGUUUGGACAAGUCCCAGAUAGUCUGGAUGUGCUGGCAACUUCCAACCUGUCGACCCCUUCAGAGUCCUCACUCAUUUAGGUCACGGACAGACGUACAAUAAGAACAUUUGGGUGGCUGGAAUAAAAGAUUCAAUGAGUUUUAGUUUGAGGAC
Molecule: messenger RNA, 641 nt
Organism: Xiphophorus maculatus (southern platyfish)
Lineage: Eukaryota; Metazoa; Chordata; Actinopteri; Cyprinodontiformes; Poeciliidae
Gene: tex36
Product: testis expressed 36
Exons: 4
Coding region: 2-568 (188 amino acids)
Source: RefSeq, a predicted model, not a curated record